AUGAUAAUGGGAUUGCAGAGUCUAAUAACAGGAUUGAUUUGUAACAAACCAGAAGAUCCGAUUGCAUUCCUGGAAAGUUCCCUCAAUAAAGUACGUCAAAAUCCGAAUUUCGAAUACAAAUGGGAUUCAUUUGUUGACAAAAAAGUGCUUCAAGAGUAUGAAGAACCGCCCGUCAAACCUGGUUUGAAAGUUUCACAAACUGAAAAGCCAAAGAAAGGAGCAAAGUCAAGGACACCUGGUACUAAACAAACUAAAAGAGUUAGUCCUAAUAGAUCGAUCGUUCCUUCUGCGGCUACUAUCAGCAACAAACCUUCGCUUCAACCAUCAUCCGUUAUGAAAACUACAGAUGCAACAUUAAUACCGGACGUGCCGAUCAUUUUAUUCAUGGGAGGUCCAGGAGGUGGCAAAACACGACAUGCAGCUCGAGUGCAGGAAGUUUUAAGUAAAUUCGGUCUUGUGCAUAUUUGCAUGCCCGAUGUGAUCCGAGCGGCGAUCGCAGAAUAUCAGAACACUGAUGUCGAAUGGAAAGAAGCAGCACAGCGGUAUCAGCGAGGCGAAUUGAUACCCAAUAAUUUAGCGCUUGGACUUGUAAAAGCGGAAAUGAGUAAGCAUCGGAAUGCAAAAGCUUUCUUUCUUGAAGGUUUUCCACGUGAAGCACGACAGGUUGAGAAUUUCGAACGUGAGGUAAGACCUGUAAAUAUGGCAAUGAUUCUGGAUUACGAUGAAGAUACGCUACGACAACAUAUGGAAAGUCGUGGAUUAAAUAUAGAAGUAAUUGAUGCCAAAAUUCGUGAAUUCAAGCUCAAAACUUUGCCAAGCGCCAAAUAUUUUGAUGACCAACGAUUGCUACAUCUGAUACCUGGAGAACAAACUGAUCAAUGGAUUUUUGAACGUAUGAAAUUGUUAAUUCAGCGAGCAAUGGAACUUGGCGUUCCAGUCACAACUUCAAAAGUGGCUUCAAGAGCGGGAUCACCAUUACAACGACCUGAUACGGUUGCUACUGUGACACAAGCUGCAGCAAUUGUAGAAGCUGCAGUAGCCACUGCACAAAUUUCUGAAAAUCAAUUACGUCCGGCGACAAAAACAGAAGUAAGAGAGAAUGAGCAGAAAGAAGAUCUAAGACAGACCAGUGCUGCAGAAACGGAAGCUGAGCCUGCUACGUCAGCUUUAAAUUCUCCGGUAACAGCGAGAGAUAUAUUAAAUACAACAACGUCAGCAUCUGAGAAACCUACACCAGAAACACCAGCUGAAAAUGAAAAGCCGUUAACUGCCUCAAAACGUGAAUCAUCAUCCAAGGGAAAUGUGGUAAAUAAGUCAAAACCCGAUGAAAUCAAAACUGUUCCCACGAUAGGAGCAGCAACAGGUGCAGAAGCACGUGAAAGGCCACAGAUAUCAGAAACUACCGGUGAAGCUGCAACACAAUCGACACCAAUUAUGCCGAAUGCUACAAAUGAUGCAUCAAAUGUGGAAGUGUCACCACAGACAUCAAGCAGACCGAACACUAAAAAGACGCUGAACAAAAUGAGCAGGACAAUUUCGCAAACUUCAAAAUCAUCCGAAAUGUCGCACCGAUCUAUAUACAGCGCCAAAAGUAAAAAUCAAUCAGUGCAUAGUAACAAAAGUGAAAACCAGUUGGCUGGUGGACCAUCGUCCGAUUCAAAAUCAAAUACAUCCGUAGUGGAUAACCGCUUUCCUCCAGGUCUACCCAAUAACGCAUUAGCUAUUGUCAUUGUUGGUCCUCCAGGAUCUAAUAAAGCGGAAAUUUCAAAGCGUAUAGCCCGACGAUAUGAUGGUUUCAUGUAUCUUAGUAUGGGCGAUUUGCUUAGGAAAGAGGUACGAUCAAAUGCGGAUGAUCAAUUGUGGCAAAGAAUCGGGAAGAAAAUAGAUGCCGGUGAACCGGUACCUACGAAAAUCUGUCGUGAAUUACUAUACUCAAAAAUUUACGAGGAAGAUAAUAUUAGUAGUGGUUAUGUUAUUGAAGGUUAUCCGCGGGCGAAGAAUCAAGCUGUCGAUUUUGAAAAUCAGACUAAUCGUCUUGCUUUGGUGGUCUUAAUCGAUUGCACUGAAGAAUUUUGCACUAAAACUAUCGAGAAACGCAAAAAGGAUGAGGUGGUAGUCAGGCCAGACGACAAUUCGGAAGCAAUAAAUGCUCGUCUGCAGAUGUUCAAGCAGAAUACACUACCGAUGCUAAAAUAUUUCGAUGAUAAAGGAAAGCUUAAAGUGGUUGAUGGUGACAAUAAUCCAGAAAAGAUUUUUGAGGAAGUUGUCGAAGAACUCGACGGGAUUAUUCUAGUCAAAAAAGAAGAAUGUAAGGAAAACCAGUCAUUAUCGGAAACAUCACAGAAAAGAAGUGCGGGACAGUAAUGCUACGUUGUGUAAAUGUGAUUAUCAGUGAUAGUGAUUGACUUUGAUAAUGAUGUUCUUUCUUUCUGUAGAUAUUUUCAGUUAUUUCAAAAGUUUUUAUCAUGAAUCAAAGUAACAUCAUCGGAAUAAUGAGUUCAGUACCCAGUGAAAUGCUCAAAAUAGUAUGAGAUAGUAAUUAAAUUUAAGAAAAGCC
Loa loa (African eye worm) is the source of this 2557-nucleotide messenger RNA. RefSeq lists its product as hypothetical. The record is from RefSeq and is a predicted model, not a curated record. Gene Ontology annotation, cellular component: cytoplasm; cytosol. The coding region runs from base 1 to 2364 and encodes 787 amino acids. Gene Ontology annotation, molecular function: AMP kinase activity; ATP binding. Lineage: Eukaryota; Metazoa; Nematoda; Chromadorea; Rhabditida; Onchocercidae. The transcript has 19 exons. Gene Ontology annotation, biological process: nucleoside triphosphate biosynthetic process.